CGAAUUAUUGCAUAUAUAUUAUCAGAUGAAAAGCGUAAACAAUUGAUAAUGCAAAAAUCAGCCGCCCGUUUCAACACUCUCCAUGUCGUGCUUGCUAUCAACCAAACUUCUCAAGCCUUUCUGCUUCAGCGAAUCCCCUUUUCAGGCAUAAAGCAUAUCUUAAACAAGCAUUCUAAUGGAAGCAUGAGUUCACAAAAUCGAAGCUACCAUCAUUGCAUCAUCCAUAUUCCCACGAGAAAAUCCCUCGAGCCUAUGUUUCAUCUUUCUGGUUUGUGGUUUAGUGAAAGCGUGCAAAUUUCCGGAUAUUGGGUCGGGCCAGAUGUAGAAGAUGGAUGGGGCUUUGAUGAUGAACCGUACAUAAUCACAGUGACCUCGGAGGCUUCUCGAGCAAUGCAGAGAGAAAAACCGGUCGAUCCACAGCAACCCUCCGGGCCUCAACACUCUGUCCCAAUCGAACAAUAUAAAAUCGAGCAGCUGCAAAUCAAUCCACCCGUCCAAAAAACCCGUCGUGUGUAUUAUAUCCAUCGUGUUGUCGAAAAACGGGAGCCUCUGGUUAAGCGUCACGUACAACGGCACGAGACCCCUCAAAGCAAUCGUCUCGCUAAACGGAGCCCCCAAAUUCAACGCCGUGGAUAUAAUCGUCACGUUUUUCUCCCUCAUUCUCGCCGCGAAAGUUCCCGUCCCGACCCCGAAAUCGAGCCCGAUCCGAAUCUCGCCGGGCUUCGCCGCGAGCACGUCGUUUAUCGAGAAAUCGAACGGAAACAAGGUGUUGACUUUGUCUUUGACUUUGACUUCGACCCACUUGAGCUUCUCCUUCUCCAUUUCGAAACAUCCCACGCAUUUCGAGAAGCCCCUUUUCGGAUUCUUGCUCGAAAGGCACUCAAAAUUCCGGCACUUGUAAUUGCUCCACCGAACGUUCCUUCCGUCGGGCACUCGCCACAUGGACUCGUUUAUCGGGUAGGGUCGGAGGUAGAGCUUCGAGGCUCGGGCCAAGCAUCGCCUUCGGGGCAACGGGUCGCACCCGCGGAUCAUGAGGGAUUGGGCCAAGGCCCAAUCAUCGUUGCAAUACGAGCCCACGUCGUAGUCCAUGUACUCCUCGAGCUCGGUUUUCAUGAGCACGCACGCGUGGCCGAUCGUGUUGUAGAUUUUGUCGACUCCGUAGAUGUUGACCGGUUGACCAGCGGCUCGGGUCUCGUUUUUUUCGCCGAGCGAUGUUUUUGGGAGUCGGAUUUGGCGGAGGGCGAUGUGGGCCGCGUAGAGGGGGCGGAUGACCUCGUUUUCGAGGAACUUUUUGUGCUCGAGUGUCGACAUGUGGCGGUGGGGUGGGGUUUUUUUGUCGGUUUGCUGCACGUGGGACUCGAGACGGUUUUGGAGGGAUUCGAGCUUGUCGAGGACUUCGUUGAUGCGGGCGGUGAGGGAAGGGAGGUCGAAGGUGGGCCCGCCGCUGGAGAUGAUGAGGUGGCGGCAUAUUUGGUCGUUGGGGGAGUAGAAUCGGGAGAGGGUCGAGAUGCUGACGAGGAUGACGAGGCAGCCGAACAUGAUCUGGAGGCAGCUCAUGAUUCUCCACAGGCUGAAGUUGGAAAGGUAUGA
Messenger RNA from Striga asiatica, 1590 nucleotides. Lineage: Eukaryota; Viridiplantae; Streptophyta; Magnoliopsida; Lamiales; Orobanchaceae. The record is from the annotation of a GenBank genome assembly.